ACGGCCCGACAUUAGCGGCUUCGAGAUUCGAGAGAGAGGGCUCAAAACCUCCAUUGGUUGAGAGAGCGCUGCGAGUUGCGCCCACGUUUGCUCGUCGUGGAUUGUGGCAGCGGUGAAGGAAGUUUUUUUUUAUCCAAUUCAUUCGAAGAUCUUGUCGCCCAGAUCGGGAGCAGAAAGGAGGAGGAAAUUGAAUCACAUUUGCAAAUGGGGAGAGGUGUUGUAGGUCUUCGUAUUGAUAAGAAGACGAACAAUGAAAGAUCGAAUGCCACCGUCCGUGUUGCUCCGAAAGCAGUGCCCGAGAAAUCUGGAAAGAAUGAUUAUGAGGUGAAGGAUAAUGACACGAAAGCUAGAGUUCCGGAUGGUUUCGAUGAGAAACAAGACGUGCUAGGGGUGAAAAGCACCAAUCACCAACCCGAGGAGAAGAUUAUUAAGGCUGAUGUUCACAAGUCUCCUGAGAAAUCGCCAGCAAAACCUGCAUCUGCUAAUGGUUCUGAAAGCAAUGAUUCGGGUGCAGAUGUUUUGCCCAAGUCUCGUGAUUCACUUUCUCCAGGAUCAGCAAAGCCAAUUGCUCAUUUGUCUUCAAGGAAGCUGAUGCAGCCUCAUUGCAAAAAUUAUAAUGAUGAAGAAGAUAAUUGGUCUUUGGCUUCCUCUACUGCAACUUCUGUAAGGACGAGAGUCACAGUUCCGGUUGCUCCAAGAUUCAAUUGUGUAAACCGUUUAGAGAGGCGUAAGGAGUUUUACACUAAGUUAGAAGAGAAGCACAAAGCCUUGGAGAAAGAGAAACUUGACUAUGAAGCUAGAACCAAGGAAGAAGAACAAGCAGCAAUUAAGCAGCUUAGGAGGAACAUGAUGUACAAAGCAAAUCCUGUUCCUAGCUUCUAUCGUGAAGGUCCUCCACCGAAAGUCGAGCUAAAAAAGCUGCCUGUCACCCGUGCCAAAUCACCAAAUCUAAGCAGGAGAAAGAGCUGUGGUGAUGCAGUCAAACCGACUCCUGAGGACAAGGUAUCCAGUGGACGAGCAUCUCGUCACAGUGUAGGCGUCUACAGAGAAGGCAGAGCUUCUCCUCUUCAGAAAAAGGCCUCUCCCGUCACCCCUAAGGGUAAGGAUCAAACUUAUGCGCGAAAGGUGAAUGGAUCGAACAAAGCCAAGAUUCCUACGAAGCAAUCAAAAGAGACGGUCGAAAAUUCUCAAGCAGAAGAGCAGGGGAAUGCUGCUGAAAUUGCAGCUCAAUCUUGAACUUGUAUUGGUAGUUGAUAGAUUUAUAAGUAGCUGGAAAACUCUCUUCUGUUUCCUCAUGUUUGAUCAAAAUGUUUGUAUGUUUGUGCAAGUCAACUUUGUUACAUGCACUGACUUGCCAAAGGCGAUGCCUAAAUUCUGAGCUGUAUAUUUUGUUUAAUUUAUUACUACAUCCUAUGCAGCUA
Salvia hispanica is the source of this 1421-nucleotide messenger RNA. Its product is annotated as protein WVD2-like 2. Gene Ontology annotation, biological process: microtubule cytoskeleton organization. The record is from RefSeq and is a predicted model, not a curated record. Gene Ontology annotation, molecular function: microtubule binding. NCBI's taxonomy places the organism in Eukaryota, Viridiplantae, Streptophyta, Magnoliopsida, Lamiales, Lamiaceae.